AUGGCAGCCAUGCCCAAUUUCCUCAACCGUCUCAUCCGGCCCUUCACAUCCUCCUCCUCCCUCUCCGUUACCCCCGCCGCAUCACAAGUAUCCGUCCCUGAAACCGCGCAAAAAUGCACCAUUGCCGCAGGUUGUUUCUGGGGUGUCGAACACAUGUAUCGCAAAGAGUUUAGCGGGAAGGGCUUGUACGACGCGCGUGUUGGAUACAUUGGAGGCGAUACCGAGAACCCUAGUUACAGAGCCGUGUGUUCCGGUUCUACUGGACACGCGGAAGCCCUUCAAAUCCACUACGAUCCUGCACAAAUCACCUACCGCCAAUUGAUAACCUAUUUCUACCGCAUGCACGAUCCUACAACUUCAAAUCAACAAGGUCCAGACAGAGGCUCUCAAUAUCGAUCUGGAAUCUUCUACCACAAUGAAGAACAAGAGAAAGAAGCGCGGGAAAUUACUAAGCAAGUCAAUGAGAAAUGGUGGAAGGGAGGUGUGGUCACAGAAAUUCUGAAGGCGGGAGAGUGGUGGGAUGCGGAGGCGUAUCAUCAAAAGUAUCUGGAUAACAAUCCAGGUGGCUAUGAAUGUCCCAGUCAUUUUGCGAGAAAAUUCCCGCCGUUGGAGGACUAG
Messenger RNA from Botrytis deweyae, 618 nucleotides. RefSeq lists its product as uncharacterized. Lineage: Eukaryota; Fungi; Ascomycota; Leotiomycetes; Helotiales; Sclerotiniaceae. The transcript is spliced from 2 exons. The coding region runs from base 1 to 618 and encodes 205 amino acids. Gene Ontology annotation, molecular function: peptide-methionine (S)-S-oxide reductase activity. The record is from RefSeq and is a predicted model, not a curated record.